AUGGCAAAUGGACAUGGAGACAGUGGAAACUCAAGAAUCAAUAGAAGCACUGCAACUUCUCUCACAUUCAAACAUUACACUUACCCUGCUAUCCCCGCUCCUCAACAAGACCAAAUACCAGCGUCAAAACGUCGACGUAUUGCCGAUCCUUCGGACAGAUUUGUCUACCAGAAUGGUAUUAAUGGUCUAGAGAAAAGCAACUCCUGCAUUCAAUUGCAACAUCAGAAUCAGAUUCCCAGUGGCUCUGCUCUUGGAAGCGCUUUCUCGUUCUCGUCGCAGAGUGCAGCAACAGACAGAACGUACCGCGAUGAUUUUGAGUCCGAAGCAUCAAAUUACAAUACUCCAAACACAUCAACCUCAGUAUUCUCAUCCAUCUCCCAGAAAAAGUCUACAUCACCCUCUGCUUUGUUAAUUGCGGGCUUGGAAUCUACCACCACUGCCACCCCGAAGCAGUCUGCUAUCAAUCAAGAACUAGAGGCCGAGACCGAGCCUCCUAAUUACGAACAAUUCAAACCCCGAUCCUCGAUUCCCUCUGGGCUCCCAGGACCAGUGUACGCGCAACAAUGUAUCACCGCUGCAAUUUCAUCGCGUCUCGAUCCUUUCGCACUACAUAUAGGGGAACAAAAAGCUUUAGAGAACCAUCUAUGCCAUCUCCAUGUCACGGCAUACCUUAAUAUCCGCAAUGGGAUUUUGCGACUCUGGACUCGCAAUCCAAUGAUUAGCGUCACACGCGAAGAAGCACUCGGGUGCGCCAAGGAUUUUAAAUGGAUGGGCCUCGCGGAUUUUGCCUACGAAUGGCUUGUGCGCAAGGGAUAUAUCAACUUUGGCUGUGUCGAAGUGCCACAAGCUAUUGUUCCACCCAAAAAAGGUCGUCGAAAGUAUGACGGACCUGUAAUUGUUAUCAUUGGUGCUGGUGUAGCUGGUCUUGCGUGCGCUAGACAGUUGGACGGGCUGUAUCAACAGUAUCGCGACAAGAUCGGCUCGUUAAAAGUUAUUGUGCUAGAAGGACGACGUCGCAUCGGUGGACGUAUAUAUUCACAUCCUUUGAAAAGCCAUAAGAACACUUUAUUGCCGAAUGGACUGCGUCCGACGGCUGAAAUGGGCGCUCAUAUAAUUGUCGGAUUCGAUAAGGGAAACCCAUUAGAUCCCAUAAUUCGCUCGCAACUAGCACUGCGAUGUCAUUUGCUUCGUGACAUCUCCACAAUAUACGAUAUCGACGGAUCAGCAGUCGAUGAGAUACAAGACGCAAUGGACGAACGACUAUACAAUGAUGUGCUGGACCGGUCUGGCAAUUAUCGACACAAAGCCGCUAUCAAACCUACUGCAGAAGGCGACCGCGACACAAUAUUACAUGGCCGCGACAUCACCGUAAGUGACGGUGUUACGGUCCAGCAAUAUGAAGAAGCCCGCGCAGCCGGGACACACAAUCUUCUGCUUCCAGCCGCGAGAUUUCGUCGCGGUAUCGGACAUAAUGCAUCUCGCAUCCUUCCCCCUCCGUCUUCGCAAAUUUCGGAUCUAGCUCCUGAUGAGGAACUACCGGCAGCUAUGGAAUGCCAGAGCAUGGGGUGGAGGCUCCUAGAUGGAAUAUCUCCUCGAGAUGAUCUCAAUCUUGAUGCUAUCGCUAAGACUUCCUCGAAACAAACCCUAGGAGCAGUAAUGGACGAAGGUGUCAAACAAUACCAACGCAUGCUACCGCUGACACCCAAGGACAUGAGACUCUUGAAUUGGCAUUAUGCGAAUUUAGAAUAUGCAAAUGCAACUAAUCUUAAUAGACUAAGUCUAUCUGGUUGGGAUCAGGACAUGGGCAAUGAGUUUGAGGGAGAACAUAGUCAGAUUAUCGGAGGAUACCAACAAGUGCCUCGAGGGCUAUGGUCGUUGCCCACGAAACUCGACGUCAGGACCAACGAAACCGUCACAAAAAUAACCUACGACUCAACUGGCACAGCAAAAAAUCAUAAAACAAUAGUCCAUACUGAGAAUGGUCCCAUAACAGCCGACCAUGUCGUCUACACAGGCUCUUUGGGCACGCUCAAACACCAUGACGUGGAAUUUUCACCUCCAUUACCGGACUGGAAGACCGGGGCAAUUGACCGACUCGGCUUCGGUGUUCUCAAUAAGGUCGUGCUAGUCUUUGACCAAGUAUUCUGGGAUAGCAAUCGAGAUAUGUUCGGUCUUCUCCGCGACACCGAUGUUCCAGGCAGUAUGUCGCAGCCUGACUACGCGCGAAAUCGCGGCAGAUUUUAUCUGUUCUGGAACUGCGUUAAGACCGCCGGCAUACCGCUGCUGAUUGCAUUGAUGGCCGGCGACGCAGCGCAUCAAGCAGAGAGCUUGUCCGAUACGGAAAUCGUCGCCGAGGUUACAGCGGAACUCCGCAAUAUUUUCAAAUCUACACCCGUGCCUGAUCCGUUAGAGACAAUCGUCACACGUUGGAAGUCGGAUAGAUUCACUCGUGGCACAUAUUCAUUUGUGGCUGCUGAUGCCCUACCCGGUGAUUACGAUCUCGUUGCCAAGGAUGUAGGAAACUUGCACUUUGCCGGCGAAGCGACGUGUGGUACGCAUCCAGCCACAGUACACGGGGCGUUUUUGUCAGGAUUGAGGGUAGCAGCGGAUAUCAUAGAGAAGGUUUUGGGACCCAUUGUUGUGCAGAAACCUCUGGUCCCUGUGAAAGAAGGCGAGAUUAUUCAGCCGGUUUAUGGAAACGGAUUGGGCAGUGGGACAAAGAGUACUAUAAACAACCAUACGUACAAGAAAUCCACAACGCCAACAUCAAAACCAAAAGCAAAACCAACCCCCAAGCCAGCAACCAUUGCAUCAACAACUACAGCAUCAACUGCGCCACCCCCUGAACCCAUCCCUCGCGAACAACAACUCCACGCCAAUGCCCUGGAAACUUACUUAACCAAAACUCUCGGCCCAAUUCCCGUGAAGCCCCCCAAAAUCGCACUCAACCCCUUCCUCACAUUCCAAAAAGACUACUGGAUCCGGGCCAAACAAGCGUGCGAGACACAGAAGCGAGAAUCCACAAAGGAUCCGCAAGCCAAAGCUGCGAGAGAUGAGAUACGGGCGGUACUAGGGCAAAUGUGGCGCGAAGCAGAUGAAGAGACAAAAAGACCGUACCAUGACCAGAUGACGAUAAACAGACAAACAAAUACAGAGGUGUUGGAGGCGUGGAAGGGGCAGAUGGAUGUGUAUACAGCGCGUCGAGAAGAGGAGAGGAGGAAAUGGGAGGAGCAGAAUCCGUUUGAAAAAUGGGUGGAAGAAAACGUUUCGUAG
Molecule: messenger RNA, 3273 nt
Organism: Talaromyces proteolyticus
Lineage: Eukaryota; Fungi; Ascomycota; Eurotiomycetes; Eurotiales; Trichocomaceae
Product: putative lysine-specific histone demethylase Aof2
Exons: 1
Coding region: 1-3273 (1090 amino acids)
Molecular function (GO): protein binding; oxidoreductase activity
Source: RefSeq, a predicted model, not a curated record